Messenger RNA from Musa acuminata AAA Group (dessert banana), 904 nucleotides. RefSeq lists its product as uncharacterized. Gene Ontology annotation, cellular component: mitochondrial inner membrane. The coding region runs from base 99 to 623 and encodes 174 amino acids. The transcript is spliced from 7 exons. Lineage: Eukaryota; Viridiplantae; Streptophyta; Magnoliopsida; Zingiberales; Musaceae. Gene Ontology annotation, biological process: mitochondrial respiratory chain complex I assembly. The record is from RefSeq and is a predicted model, not a curated record.
ACGGCCAGCACUUCAUCCAUCACCGUUUUCACCCCUUCAAGUGGUCGCGAGAAGAAGGGAGAGGAGAGAGAGAGAGAGAGAGAGAGAGAGAUCACAGAAUGGUGGGCGGCGGCGGCGGAGGACAGCGGGUGGCGACGAUGCUGCCGUAUCUCGUGAAGACGCUGCGGAAGGAAUCCAUCAGGCCCUCAAAUCGAACCCUACCUUCCCUUAGGCGCACGUUCUCGCUGUAUGAUCAGAUUAAUCUCAUCGACACCGUGCCUGAAGACCAAUUGCGUUUCCAUGGGUAUGGCGAUACAGGAUUUACUGUCAAUGGUGUCAAGUAUGAAGGCAGCUUGCUUGUUGUGGAAAAUAAGCUCAUGACAUGGGUACCAAAAACAUUUUCUGAGAUAACCCCUGAAAGUUUAUCAGUAUUCAAGAUUCUGAGGCCAGUUCCAGAGAUUCUGAUUCUUGGCUGUGGAAGGCACAUUCAGCCAGUAAGCCCUCAACUGCGACAAUUCAUUCGUUCUACUGGAAUGAAACUGGAAGCAAUUGACUCGAGGAAUGCUGCUUCAACUUACAAUAUAUUAAGCGAAGAAGGAAGGCCAGUGGCUGCUGCCCUUCUCCCAUAUGGAGUUGCUUCGUAAAUAUUCCAUGAACUACAUAAGCAUACAUCUGGAGGCGAGGAAGUUGGAGUGUCAGAGAGUGUUUGGUCUUAUUACUUGGGCGAUGGAAACUUAGUAUCUUAGUAUCUAUUAUUUUCUUCUUGUCGCUCGUCCAUACAGAGAUGUACUUGACGAUAAGGACGAUAUCACGUAGGAGAACUAUUCGGAUUCAUAUAUUUUGGUUUCCGGUGGGUUAAGAAUGCUGUCUACCAUUGCCUUCAACACCCCAUUAUUAUUAUUAUUAUCCCCCGUCAUUUUGUCUC